Molecule: messenger RNA, 294 nt
Organism: Haemonchus placei
Lineage: Eukaryota; Metazoa; Nematoda; Chromadorea; Rhabditida; Trichostrongylidae
Source: the annotation of a GenBank genome assembly
AUGCAAGUGUUUGAAGAAGGUCAAAAACGAUUUUACUCAGUGGCAUACUGUAGUCAUACUCUAAGUGGCACUGAACGCAGGUGGUCGACAGUACAAAUCGAGCUAGUGCUCACCACUCUAGCGCACUGUCAGGAGGGCAGAUGGGAUGAAAAAAAAACAUUGGCCAAAGCUUUACGUAAGUAUUACUGGAUGCCUGUAUAUUCGGGCAUCCAUAAAUGGUGCGACGCGUGUAUGACAUGCCAAAUGCUGCGGCCGCCGAAUCCAGCAUACAGGGAGCGGAACUGUCUUUGCUAA